This is a messenger RNA of Phasianus colchicus (ring-necked pheasant), 3227 nucleotides long. RefSeq names its product ring finger protein 185 (gene RNF185). Gene Ontology annotation, biological process: ubiquitin-dependent protein catabolic process. Gene Ontology annotation, molecular function: metal ion binding; ubiquitin protein ligase activity. The record is from RefSeq and is a predicted model, not a curated record. Gene Ontology annotation, cellular component: endoplasmic reticulum. Lineage: Eukaryota; Metazoa; Chordata; Aves; Galliformes; Phasianidae.
ACACUGCUGGCUCAUAUUAAGUUGGCCCAGCUGGCACAUCUGAACCUGCCGUGAGACCUGCGUUGUCCCAGGCCUCAGACAGCAUCCCCGGUCUCUGUAAGAAAGGCUCCUUCGGCAUUAAGCCCCACUGAUUACCUUCAUUCCCUCAGCUCGCCUCUAGUGGGAGGGCACCGGGAUUCGGGCUGGGAUCCUCCGUUCCGUCAGGUGCGCACGGAGCCGCAGCGCUGUCAGAGCAGUGCGUGCCGGCAGGACGAAGCCCGGAGGUGCCGCCUCGGUGUCUUUCCCAGCUCUGACAGCUCCUCAGCCCUGGGCCCGUCCUCUCCUCCCCAGUUUCUCACAGCUAAAUAAACAGAUACCUCCUCAACGCUCUUUGCUCCCCUCCCGGAGCGGCUCCUGCUCGCACCGCGGCACUCCGCGCAGCCCUGCCGCCGCUUUCCUUUCUCCUCCGCUCCGCCCGGACGAUCUCUGCCGCCGCUGACGCGCAGCCCGCGCUCGUUACAGCGGGAGGCAUCGGGACACCGCCCGGCGGCGGACGGGCUGCGGGGAGAGCAGAGCGAAAAGUCACACGGGGAGCCGAGGCAGCGCUACGCGGCGGCCGAGCCGGCUGCUGUUCUGCGGCGGGGCAGCUUCGGGACGGCUCGGAGGGAAGCUCGGAGGGAAGCUCGGAGGGAAGCUCGGUGGCGCGGCUGGCAGCGGGCGGAACGCGGCCCCGCGGAGCGGCAGCGAUAGGCCGGUCCCUUCCGCCGCGCCGCGCUUCCGGGGCGAUCAGGUGACGGCGGCCGCGGGCGGGGAGCGGCUCCGCGGAUCGCCGAGAGCGCCGGAUUCCAACAGGAAAAUUUUCUUGCUCUUGUGUCUGGGGAGCUCCUCAGGAUGGCAAGUAAAGGACCUACAACUUCUGCAUCAACAAAGAGCUCCAGUACUGGAGGGACCAGUGGCAGCAGCAGCAGUAAUGGUGCUGGGGACAACACUAAUCAGGACAACACUUUUGAAUGUAACAUCUGUUUAGACACUGCCAAGGAUGCAGUUAUCAGCUUGUGUGGGCAUCUCUUCUGCUGGCCUUGUUUACACCAGUGGUUAGAAACCAGGCCAAACAGACAAGUGUGCCCUGUUUGCAAAGCAGGAAUCAGUCGAGAUAAAGUUAUUCCUCUGUAUGGAAGAGGCAGCACUGGGCAACAGGACCCCAGAGAGAAAACUCCACCACGACCCCAAGGACAGAGACCUGAACCAGAGAACAGAGGGGGAUUCCAAGGCUUUGGGUUUGGAGAUGGUGGCUUCCAAAUGUCAUUUGGAAUUGGGGCGUUUCCCUUUGGUAUAUUUGCCACAGCAUUCAACAUAAACGAUGGGCGACCUCCUCCAGCUGUUCCAGGGACUCCUCAAUAUGUGGAUGAGCAGUUCCUAUCCCGCCUCUUCCUGUUUGUGGCUCUGGUGAUUAUGUUCUGGCUGCUGAUUGCAUAAAUCGUUUCCAUUAUUCUGAAUACUCAUAGCCAGAAAGGCUACUGAAACAGUUACAAACUGCUUCCCAUCCCAUUUUAAACCUCUUGGUGUCUGGUUCCGUAGCUAAUCACGGGUUUCAGAAAUUGGUGAUACUGCAGCACAGUGAAGAAUCUCACAUUUUUUGCACCACAGUUGGAAAUUAAACAUUGGUUAAAACGUAUUUCAGCUCGGCUGUCUAGUACAACAGGUUCUGACCACAAACCCUGGGCCUAGCUUUGAGCUCUGCUCCUAAAAAGGAGUGCUGCUUUGAAAUCCUGUGCCAAUCAGUUACAACAGGUUAUGUGAAAGACAGUUGCCCCAAGGUAGACUGGACAGGUAAGGAAACUUCUGCAGCCCCAUCAGUAUCUCAUGCUUGGCAAACACGGUGGAUCUGCCAGCACUCUGGGUGUUACUCAGUUUCUUCAAUCAACAUCCUGCCUUCUUCAGGAAAUCACCUGCAGCACGGCUGAGACUCCUUGGGCACAGCAUGUGAUACAAAUGGAACCAGGUAUGGAGACUGGUUUCUUUUCUUGCUGUUGUUUCCCACAGCAAUGGAAAACUCCUGCCUGAAGCUGCUCUAAUGGCGAUUAGAAGAGCUACUGAUUUAUGCUGCAAUUUUUUUAAAGCCUGAAUUUGCUGGAGCCAGACACUGGAAGAUUCUCUGAUGAAGCUGGGUGAGGUUAUCGAGCAGUAGGACUUAUCUAUCUGCCUCACCCGGCCCAGUUCCUCACUGACAUAACAGUGUUGCCUUCCGUGGUUCUGUGCAGCAGCACUUACGGAUAAUCCCCUCCCAUCCCUGCCACUGCAGCUACAUUUCUUUCUCCCAGGGCUGUGAGACUUUCUACACAAGGUCGCAAAUAAAAUCCCAUUAACGACCUGAAGCUUGGGGAGAGGAACGAGGGCAUCUUCAAGUGAGAUUAGAGCUUAAAUAUGGUAUACUGUAAAAUCAUACGGGAGGAAAAAUGAGAUCCUGCACGUGCCACAGCGGGGAACACUUGGAAAAGCUUCUCUGUGCAGCCACGCAUGGCUACAGCACGGCACAGAACGGCUACAGUGCAAGUCUCGUCAAUAUCUACCAAAGACACGAAUGAGAAGUGCUGGAGGAGACCACAACCAUCUCUGUGCCGAGGGGAAAAUAUUUCUGCAGGUGAAACGUAGCCCGUUUGGAAUCGCGUUGGGUGUACAGCUUUAGAAGUAUUCCUGAUGUAUUUGUACAGAUUCCUUCAGAAGAGCAGACACGAGGGAUUUCCUAACGAGAUGAACAAUUUUGAUAUUUCUCUGACUAGACAACUCCAUUUCCUUUUUUUUUUUUUUUUUUUUCCCUUCUAUUGUUUUUAGAUCGUUUUGAUUCAGAUCACCGAUAGUCACGAUGAUUUCCUGCGAGAUGAACCUUGCGACUUCCCUCAUGGUAGACUUACAAACUGACAGAACAAAUCAAGUCUUAGAAACUUUGUUUCCAUAGUUAAGCUCGUUAACGUGUAUGGCUAAAGUUCCUGGGCGGGGCACCUCCAUGAGCUGUGCUGGUGGUUGGUGGAGGCGUAAGAUGCGGUGGGAGCCGUGCGGGAUGGAGGCGCGGUCGGCUCCCCUCCCGGCUGCGGCGGAGGCCGCGCAGGUGUCCCGCGGUGUUUGUGUCGUAUCGCCCCCCUCGUAUUCGGACUGCACACACACAGCCGGUGACGGCUCGUUCGGUGCGUUAUUACCGUUUACCGUUCACUAAUUUUCACUGUUGUGAAAGGUGAUUUAGAAUUAAAAAA